Molecule: messenger RNA, 4314 nt
Organism: Clunio marinus
Lineage: Eukaryota; Metazoa; Arthropoda; Insecta; Diptera; Chironomidae
Source: the annotation of a GenBank genome assembly
AUGGGAAAAUUUCAUUUGAAAGUAUUUUUGUUGUUUAUUUCAAUUACUAUCCCAACGACUUCUGCAGCCAGAUGUGAAUAUGAAGAUUUAAGUUUUUCAGGAUACACGUGUACCCUAAAAGAAGCAAAUGUAGAGAACGAGGAUGAUGUGAUAGUGAUUGAAGGAGACCAUUUACCGGGAUCUAACGACAAUAGCGUUGUUGGUCUAAGUGUACGAAAUUCGACGAUGCGGUUUAUACCGGCAGAAAUUUUUUUGAAGUUUACAAACUUGAAUUAUCUGGAAUUUGCAAAUGUUGGUUUGACAGACAUAACAUCUGGAAAGUUGUUCAAUUGCAGUCAACUCGAAGAAAUUUAUAUUUAUGGAAAUGAUCUUCGUGCACUUCCGAGAUCUACGUUUGAAGCAUGUUCUGGACUAAAAUAUAUUUUUAUUGGAUCAGAGCCAAUAACUUCUAUAGACGAUGAAGCGUUUGUUGGCCUUGAGAGUCUUGAAGAAUUGAUUAUAUGGAAUAAUGAAUUGGGGGAAUUUCGAGUUCAAUCAUUGACACCCUUGACAAAUCUUAAAGCUAGAUGUGAAUAUGAAGAUUUAAGUUUUCCAGGAUACUCGUGUAAUCUAAACGAAGCAAAUGUAGAGAACGAGGAUGACAUGAUAGUGAUUGAAGGAGACCAUUUACCAGGAUUUAAUGACAAUGACGUUACUUUCCUUACUGUACGAAACUCGGUGAUGCGCUUCAUUCCGGCAGAAAUUUUUAUGAGGUUUACAAACUUGAAAUAUCUGCAAUUUGCAGGUGUUGGUUUGACAGACAUAAGAUCUGGAAAGUUGUUCAAUUGCAGUCAACUCGAAGAACUUUUUAUUGUGGGAAAUGAUCUUCGUGCACUUCCGAGAUCGACAUUUGAAGCAUGUUUAGGGCUGAAAUAUAUUUAUAUUGUUUCAGAGCCGAUAACUUUUAUUGAUGAUGAAGCCUUUGUUGGCCUUGAGAACCUCGUGGAAUUAACUUUAUCAAAUAAUGAAUUGACACAGUUUCGAUUUCAAGCAUUAACACCAUUAAAAAACCUCGAAAUUCUGAAAAUAUUAUCAAACAAACUAUCAAAUUUAAAUGCUGUUUUACCUGAAUCAAUGGCCAAUCUCGAGGUCUUGGAUUUAUCAUUUAAUGAACUCACUGCAUUCCCAACAAACUUUUUCCAAAAUGCAAGAUCAUUACAGCAACUAAUAAUCAAUGGGAAUCAUAUAACUUCAAUCGACAACACAAUUUUUCAGCCUCUUGUAAACUUGCAAAUUCUGGUGUUGCAUAAUAAUAGCAUUUCUGAGAUUGGAGCUGACGCCUUUGCAUCGCUUAACAAUGUUUAUGAACUACAUUUACAUUUCAAUAACAUUCAAUUAAUUCACGUUGAACUUUUCUCUACCAUGCCAAACUUGCGUUAUUUAAAUUUGGAUAACAAUUUCUUGGAUUCAACUUCUUUACCUUCUCAAGCAUUUGCAUCGCUAUCACAAUUAGGAACACUUUCUUUAUCAGGUAAUCAACUGACAACGAUAGACCCGAAAAUGUUUAAGCCAUUAACUGAAGUCACGCGAAUUUUUUUGAGAAGCAAUCAAAUAACAUCUUUAGCGAUUGAAACAUUUGAAAACAAUAAUAAGUUGAAUGAUCUCGGUUUGAGCUCAAAUUAUCUAACUAUUGUAGAUAGCGAACUUUUUCGUCCACUCACUAAAUUGCAAAUUUUGAGUCUGAGUGAAAAUCAAAUCGAAGCAAUUGAUGAAGAAGCGUUCAAAUAUUUGGAAAAUUUGAGAAUUUUGUACUUCACUGAUAAUACUUGUGCAUCAAUUCCCUUACCUAUUUCUAACUCAGCUAGAUGUGAAUAUCAGGAUUUAAGUUUUCCAGGAUACUCGUGUAAUCUAAACGAAGCAAAUAUAGAGAACGAGGAUGAUGUGAUAGUGAUUGAAGGAGACCAUUUACCAGGAUUUAACGACAAUGACGUUGUUGGUCUAACUGUACGAAAUUCGGUGAUGCGGUUCAUUCCGGCAGAAAUUUUUAUGAGGUUUACAAACUUGAAAUUUCUGGAAUUUUCAAGUGUUGGCUUGACAGACAUAAGAUCUGGAAAGUUGUUCAAUUGCAGUCAACUCGAAAAUAUAAAUAUUUUGGGAAAUGAUCUUCGCGCACUUCCGAGAUCGACGUUUGAAGCAUGUUCUGGACUAAAAAAUAUUCUUAUUGUUUCAGAGCCAAUAACUUUUAUAGAUGAUGAAGCGUUUGUUGGCCUUCAGAACCUUGAAGAAUUGAAUUUAAGUAAUAACGGAUUGGUACAAUUUCGAGUUCAAUCCUUGAUACCCUUGAUAAAUCUUAAACGUUUCAUCAUGAUCUAUAACAAAUUGACAAAUUUAAAUGUUGUUUUACCUGAAGCAAUGGCCAAUCUCGAGGUCUUGGAUUUUUCGUAUAAUGAGCUGUCUGGAUUGGCAACCAAUUUUUUCCAAAACGCAAAAUCAUUACAACAAUUAGCCAUCAAUGAUAAUCAGCUGACUUCUAUCGAUAAUGCAAUUUUUCAACCACUCGUGAACUUAGAAUUUCUUUACCUUCAAAGAAAUAAUAUCUCUGAUAUCGGAGCUGAUGCUUUUCAAUCACUAACCAAUUUGUAUUUGCUUGAAUUAAAUGGUAACCAAAUAAGUUUUAUCAGCUCUGAUUUAUUUUCUGGAUUAGAAAAAUUGCGAGAUUUAAGUUUGUUUUUCAAUUCAUUGAGCUCUAUUCCAUCUCAAGCAUUUGCAUCACUUUCGCAAUUAAACAUUAUUGACUUAUCAGCUAGAUGUGAAUAUGAAGAUUUAAGUUUUUCAGGAUACACGUGUACCCUAAAAGAAGCAAAUGUAGAGAACGAGGAUGAUGUGAUAGUGAUUGAAGGAGACCAUUUACCGGGAUCUAACGACAAUAGCGUUGUUGGUCUAAGUGUACGAAAUUCGACGAUGCGGUUUAUACCGGCAGAAAUUUUUUUGAAGUUUACAAACUUGAAUUAUCUGGAAUUUUCAAAUGUUGGUUUGACAGACAUAACAUCUGGAAAGUUGUUCAAUUGCAGUCAACUAGAAAGUAUUUAUAUUUUGGGAAAUGAUCUUCGCGCACUUCCGAGAUCGACGUUUGAAGCAUGUUCUGGACUAAAAAAUAUUCUUAUUGUUUCAGAGCCAAUAACUUUUAUAGAUGAUGAAGCGUUUGUUGGCCUUCAGAACCUUGAAGAAUUGAAUUUAAGUAAUAACGGAUUGGUACAAUUUCGAGUUCAAUCCUUGAUACCCUUGAUAAAUCUUAAACGUUUCAUCAUGAUCUAUAACAAAUUGACAAAUUUAAAUGUUGUUUUACCUGAAGCAAUGGCCAAUCUCGAGGUCUUGGAUUUUUCGUAUAAUGAGCUGUCUGGAUUGGCAACCAAUUUUUUCCAAAACGCAAAAUCAUUACAACAAUUAGCCAUCAAUGAUAAUCAGCUGACUUCUAUCGAUAAUGCAAUUUUUCAACCACUCGUGAACUUAAAAUUUCUUUACCUUCAAAGAAAUAAUAUCUCUGAUAUCGGAGCUGAUGCUUUUCAAUCACUAACCAAUUUGUAUUUGCUUGAAUUAAAUGGUAACCAAAUAAGUUUUAUCAGCUCUGAUUUAUUUUCUGGAUUAGAAAAAUUGCGAGAUUUAAGUUUGUUUUUCAAUUCAUUGAGCUCUAUUCCAUCUCAAGCAUUUGCAUCACUUUCGCAAUUAAACAUUAUUGACUUAUCAGGUAACCAACUAACAACACUAGAUCCAGAACUGUUUAGACCAUUGACUGAAGUCAAACAAAUGUAUUUGGGAGAUAAUCAAAUAACAUCUUUGGAAAUUGGAAUAUUUGAAAAUAAUAAGAAUUUAAUUGAAAUUAAUUUAAAUUCAAACAAUCUGACAAUCUUAGACGGGGAAGUUUUUCGUCCACUGACUCAAUUGCAAACUUUAAACUUGUAUAUGAAUCAAAUCAUCGCAAUCGAUCAAGAAAUGUUUAGUUUUUUGAUAUAUUUAAGGAGUUUUAAUUUAAAUGAAAAUUCUUGUGCAUCAUUAGCAAUUGUUGGCUCAAUUGGUUCAACAAUAGACUUCGAUGCAUAUUACGAUGAUUUGAAAGAAUGUUACGAAAAAUAUUUGGAACUUAACCCAACAACCACGCAACCCUCAACGACCACUGAAAGUGCGUCAUCAACCUCAGAAUCGUCUGUGACAUCGACAACUCCUAAUUCAAACACGAGUCCUACAGAUUCAACGACCACUGAAAGCUCCUCAAUAAAUAUUUUCCCAAAAAUUUUGAUGACAUUCGCGGCCUUAAUUAUUUCAGUUAAUUUUUUAUGA